AUGGGUGAUGGUGAGUUUUUUUUUGAAUUUGAACAGUUUCCAGAAAAUUGUUAUGAAAACUCAUGAAUUCUGAAUUUUCCUGUUCGAUUUCCAAACUUAUGUUUGGAGUAGACUUAACGCAAAAAUGCAGAAAAUUCAAAUUUUAUUCUGAAAAUUCAACGUUUAUUUGCGCUUUUUUUUAAACUACGGUAGCUCGCAAAGUACGUAUUUUGAAAAAUUGAGGUCUUCACGCAAAAAUGCAGAAAAUAUUUUUCAUCUUCCCAAACUUGAAAAUUAUUCCAGAAACACGUUUCGCAAAUCUCACUUCAGAAGAACGAAAAUGGCUUGAAAUUGGAGAAUGUAUUUGUGAAUUCAACACGCAAAAUUUUCCGCGUUGCGACAAAUCAUAUUUAGAUGUUUCGCGUCGCGGCGAAGUUAUUCUAAUGAAUAUGAUUCGUGGAUUGAGUUAUAUUCAAAAGAAUUUGGGUGUGGAAUUGGCGAAAGGCACGAUUUUUGAGAAAAUUCCAGAAUUAACGAGUGUUUUGAGUGGAAUUACUACAUAUACAAUUGGAUUGAAAAUUGAGGAAAUGGAAGUGAAAAAUGGAAAAAGACAGGUUAGACUGAAAAAUAUUCAAAAACAAAACAUUUACUUGAGAGUUGAAACUAUUUUUUAAAAAGUUCGAAAAAAAUUUCAAAAACUUUAUUUUCCACAGAAAAAUCAAAAUAUCUCGCCACGAAAAUUUUUAGAUGGAGAAAAGUUCAAAAUUGAAAUUUCGCUGCAAAAAAUCCUCAAAAUCUCAAAUUUUUUUCAUUCCAGGCAGCCAAAGAAUAUUGGACGCAGCGAAAUAAUAUUCGAAAACGAAGAGCCGCCGAAAAAUUGUUGACCGAAGAAUAUUUGACUGCUCCGAGCACAAGUAAUGCUCAUUUUUAUCAAGAUGAAGAACAAGUUGUUCUUGAAAAUCAAGAAGAAGAAGAAGAAGAAGAAGAAGAAGCUGUAGUGGAAAAUGAAGAGUCAGGAGACAUUGAAGAGAAUAAUGAAAUACUUUUGAAUGUUAAAGAAGAGGAGGGCGAAUUAUUUAAUAUUGAACAUCAAAUUAUGAUUGAACCUGGCAGGUGAGAUUUUGAAUUCGGAGGGGAAAAAGGGAACAAUCCGGCUCUAAAUCCACGAAUUUUUUCUACAUGACAAAAAUCCAUUGUCCGAUGAGGAAAAAGAAAACCAUUUAAAAAUAUCGGAAGCUUUAUUGUACAUAAGAAUUAUACAUAUUUUACAAGAUCUAAUACGAAUUAUUUCAAAAAUCAAAAAAGGAGAAAGAACAUAAAUAAAUAAUUACAGAAAAAUAAAACAACUAGAACAAUCAUGAAAUUGUUGUGAAUUGUAUAUUUUUCAAUCAAUUGCUUGCUUCGAAUUCCGUCUUUUUCUAUCCUUUUCUUCAAAAAUGCUAUUUCCCUUUUGUUGCUCUUAUCUGAAUAUUCCUGAUCGAGUUCCAAUUUCUGAUUGGCUUCUUCCAGUUCUUCUAUUUUCUCUUCUUUUUCUCUCAAUUCCUCUUCUUUUUCUUUCAAUUCCAUUUGCAAUCUUUCCGCUCGUUUUUGAUAAUAUAUCUGAAAAAACGACAUUUUCUAAUUACUACAAAUCUUGAAACUUACAUUUUUCAAAUUGUUUUCUGGAAUUGAAACCGAAUCCAUAAUGUGAGUAUCAGUAAAUAAUAAAGAAUCAGUAUUUCGAGCUAUAAAUAAUGUUGCAAAAAAUAUAUUUUAGAACAUUGAAAAAAAAUUCACGAGCGGAAAAAUAACUGGUCAAGAAAAUAGAGUAGAUCAAAAUUUGGUAAAGAUCAAGUCGAAAAAAAAUAUUUUUUAUUUUUUGAGUGGAAAAAAUGCCGAAAAAUAGGAAAACAAAUUUUAUUAAUUAUUUUCGACUUGAAUAAAUUAUUUCAAAGCGAAAUUUCAAGUCUACAAAGUUUUAAUUUUCCACGUGGCAAUCUUCUAAUUUGUGAAAAACAUUGAUUUUUUCUUAAUUUUAAGACAACAUCAAAUUUUUUUCUGUAAAAUAAUUUGCUCAACAAAUCCAAACUUCAAAAUUCAAAUUUUUGCAGCGAUGAAACCAUCAUAUCAUCGGAUCAAUAUUUGUUGAUCUCAACAAUUCUUCAAUAUCCACGUGUCAUUUUUUGUUGGGGCGAUUUUUUGCGCGACAAUUCGGAAUGCAAACAAUUUGAUGGAGAAUUUCAGAGACAAGCGUUGAUUUUUUUGGAAACAACUGGAUUAGUGACAUUGACAAAACAGGAGACAUUAGACAAAUUGGAAAUGACUUCGAUUUUUGUCAAAGAAACGGUAAGUUUCGGAAGGGUUAUGACGUGGCAAUUUUUUUUUGUUGGAAAAUUCAGAGUACUUGUCGGUGGGUGAAAAAGAUUAAAACAUUUUGAACAAAAAUUUACGAAUUCGGAAAUGUCAAAACUUUUUUUGCAAUUUUUUUUUCGCUGCGGGAAUUUUUUUUUAAUUUAAUUUAAUUUUAAUUUAUUUACGACAUUGGAAGAACACCGUCAGAAAGAAGAAGACAAAUUACAAAUGUAAUUUCAAAAACGUAGAUAAUUAUAUGACACAGUUUGUUGCUGACUAUAAAUGUUAGCUUGAGCAAAAAUUAGAAAAUAGAAGAAAAAAAAAAGUGAGAUCAUGCGAAAAGGUAGUAGAGAUUUUAAAAUAAAAAAGGAAGGGGGGGGGGGGUGUGCACAACAUGCCAAACAGCAAUCGGUGAGAGUGAAAGAGACGAAAAGAUAUUGAAAUCGCGCGUGAUCUACAGCGAUUUACAUUUGUGGGUCUAGGAUUUGUGAAAUUUAGAAAUAGACUUCAGCUUGACUUUUGAGAAUUCAUUCUUGAACUUUCAGUGUGCCAAGCGACUAAAAGUCAUCCUCAAUUGUUUUCGAAACAAAAUAUGUUUAGCAACGGCAAUUUCAAAAAUUAUGGAUUUUCAGACCCACAAAUUUUUAAUGUACCUUUGAUCUAUUUUUCUCUAAGUCUUCUUCACUCUCACCGAUUGCCAAUUUUCAUUGGGCUGACAUGAUGUGUGUGAGGAGUAUAAAUAGAAACAAAACAGAACAAAAAUAUGACGGAUAUGUUGGGUGGACUAGGUUUAGUUGCUUGUUGAUUGAAAAAAAAAAAUGUAAAAGGUUUGAAUUUGUUAUAGAUAUUUGGAUUUGCUAAAAGACUACGAUCCCAAUCCAUUGAAAAGGUUGGAAUGUGAAAAUUUCAGUUAAAUGUGUUAGAAACCCAAGAACCCGAAACCAAUACGAGAGCUAGAAAGAGCUGGAUUUUGAUAUUUUUAUUUGUUUUUAUUUUUAAUAUUUUGGUUGGUUAUGGUGGACAGAAAAUGGAAAGAAAAAAUAAAAAAUUUAAUGAAUAUAACAUUAUCCGAUUUGACUAUGAUUCAACAAUUCGGGCAAGUAUCCCAAGAACACAUCAGAAUGUUUCUGAAUGUUCCUCAAAAAAUCAGGAACAGUUCGCAUGGUGAAAAAACUUCCCCGAACUUUCUUAUUUGGUUUUUUAUACAUGAUAUUGAAUUUGGAUCUUGAUCUGGUCUUCACCACUUGAAACAAUGAGUUUUUAUCCACUUUGGAUUUACCUGUCAAUAUUGCUUCGAAUAGCUUCAUAUCCAGUUUUUUCCUCCUCGUUGAGAGAUCUUCCAGAUCAAAUAUUUCCAAUCUCUCCUCAUAAUUUUUGUAGUCUCGGUCAGAUUUGGCAAUAAAUCUACCAUUGAUUUUUUGUCAGAAAAUAUUUGUAAUAAUUUUUUUUUGACUUUAAUCACCCUCAACUUUUCCACGUCAUAACUUUUUUCUCAGAUAAUUUCUAAUAACUCAAAAUUAUCCAUUUUCCAGCGCGAAUCUCUUUGUAUAUCAAUCUAUUCAUUUGGUCUAACUUUUGAAGAAUAUCUAAAAAUCCAUUUUCUUCAUCCACAUCCAAAUCGUCGUCCACUUUCUGAACAAAUUCUUCUAUUUGAUCGAAAUUUCGGGAUCACAUUAGAUUCUCGAAAUACGGAAAAACUUGAGAAUAUUAUGGCAUUGGCUAUCAUUCAAUUGGAAACAGCCUUAGUUACUCCAAGUCGAGUUAAAGUCAAAAAUUUGAAAAUGAUUGAUGAUGUUUUUAAUCGAAUGCAAGCGACUGGAUUAUUGAAAGCUUUUAAUACAACUUAUGCUGAUGCACAAGAUUGGGAAUUUAAGAAACAAUUGGUGAGUGAUUUAUAAGGCAUCGUAAACUAAUUUGUCUCCCAAAAAUUCAAUUUUUCUAGUGCGGUGAGGAUUUGGAAGAACGUCUCAAAAUCUACGGUCUCAAUAGUUCAUUUUUCUUUGUCACAAGUCUUUUGGAUAUUUCAAUGAUGAUGAAAGAACAACAACAAAAACAAAAGAAUGAACAAAUGGGAAAUCAGAGAAAUACGAUAUUUCUUCAAAAUGAAGUAAAACCAUUUGAACAAUGAAAUCAUUCGGGUUGAUUUUUUAAUUUUCUUUUUUUAACAUUUCAAAUUUUUUAUGUUUUUUUUUCUUUAAAAUAAAAUAAAUUUUUGAUGAUAAACGAAAAAGUCGUAAAAAACAUUUUGUGACACUUUUUUUGAUAUCAAAAGUUCCGCCCCAGAAUUUCAUUUCUAUUUUUUUUCAUGAAAAAAGGGAUGAAAUGGAUUACAGCCAAAUAUAUUGUGCAAUAGUUUUCGCUUUUAUUUUUUUCAUUUUGUUUUUGAAGACAAUUUCGAAAAAGAGAAAAGAUGUGAAAAUUGUGGAAACCAAGAGAAAUCGGUAAGUUUUAGUUUGACUUUUUGUUUUCGAGCAUUUGAAAUAGAUCGCGAAAAGUUCUUUUUUAAUUUUAUUGUGAUAUUAUUUUAGAAAAAUCAAUUUUUACUUUUAGAUAAUGAUCGACACUUUUCUGAAAAAACUUAUCAAUUUUCAGAAACUUGUUUCAUCAUUGACAGACCUCGAAUUUUUUGAGUUUUUGAAUUCUUUGUUAUAUAACAAUAUCUGAUUCAUAUCCACAUGGUUUUUUCUGAAAAAAUGUUAAAUCCCAAUUUUUAGUUCCGAAUCUACACUCUCUACUGGAAAUUUCCACGAAUUUGAAACUUUACGACAUUUGUCAAUUUUACAACUCGAAAAAUACAAUGCUAAAUAUUGGAAAUUGACAGAUCGAUAUUGGCGCGAGAUUUUUAGAAGACAGUAAGAUAUUUUUCAAUAUUUUCAGACUUCCAAUUUUUUAAUCAAAUUUAAUUCAAGGAAUCAAAAUCAUCAUCCUGAUCAUAUAAAUGUUUCUCGCCUUCAAACUGCAAAUAUUCUGACAGCUUUAGACGAACAUUUACCGCCUGGAAAAAUGCACGAAGUUACGAUAACAGGUUGGUGGAAUUUUUCUCUCUCUAAAAUAUAUUCAAGUUUUUUUCAGGAUAUACUCCAAAACCAUUUCGAAAAUGCGAAAUAAUGCGAUAUCUUCGAGAUCGAAUUGCAAACCAAAAUUUCGAGUUGGUUCUUCAACCGAAAUUUGAGAAAAUUCGAAUACUACCUAUUUUGGAUUAA
Caenorhabditis angaria is the source of this 5513-nucleotide messenger RNA. The record is from the annotation of a GenBank genome assembly. NCBI's taxonomy places the organism in Eukaryota, Metazoa, Nematoda, Chromadorea, Rhabditida, Rhabditidae.